Varanus komodoensis (Komodo dragon) is the source of this 1374-nucleotide messenger RNA. RefSeq names its product secernin 1 (gene SCRN1). The transcript has 8 exons. Gene Ontology annotation, biological process: proteolysis. Lineage: Eukaryota; Metazoa; Chordata; Lepidosauria; Squamata; Varanidae. Gene Ontology annotation, molecular function: dipeptidase activity; cysteine-type exopeptidase activity. The record is from RefSeq and is a predicted model, not a curated record. Bases 1 to 1245 code for a protein of 414 amino acids.
AUGGCGCUUCCACCUCCCAGUUACUGUUUUGUUGCAUUUCCACCACAUACUAAAGAUGGCUUUGUAAUAGUUGGAAAGAAUUCUGCAAGGCCUCCGGAGGAGGUACAGGAGGUAGUUUACUUUGCUGCAGCUACUCAUGAUCCAGGAUGCAAAGUUGAGUGCACAUAUAUUGAGAUCGACCAGGCAUCCAAGACACAUGCUAUAGCACUGAGCAGACCUUCCUGGCUAUGGGGAGCAGAAAUGGGGGCCAAUGAGCAUGGAGUCUUCGUUGCAAAUGAAGCCAUUGUCACCAAAGAGCCCGCCUCUGAAACAGAAGCUCUUCUAGGAAUGGAUCUUGUCAGGCUUGGUCUAGAAAGGGGUGCAACAGCUAAAGAAGCCUUGGAUGUAAUUGUCUCUCUGUUAGAAGAGCAUGGCCAAGGUGGAAAUUAUUAUGAAGAUGGGAAUGCGUGCCAUUCUUUCCAGAGUGCUUAUCUGAUAGUAGACAGAAAAGAAGCAUGGGUACUGGAGACUGUCGGAAAAUACUGGGCUGCAGAAAAAAUUACAGAGGGAGUGAAGUGUAUUUGCAACCAGCUUUGCUUAAUGACAAAAAUUGAUGCUGAGCAUCCUGAGCUUAGAGGUUACGCAGAAAGUCAAGGAUGGUGGACCACAGAUGCAGAGUUCAACUUUGCUCAAGUAUUUUCUCAAGCUGAGAAUCAUCCAGAUGGUUGUUUAGGGAAUGAAAUCCUAGAAAAGCAAGAAGGGAACAUCACUGUGCAAACCAUGAUUGACAUCCUGCGUGAUAAGGCUGGUGGUAUAUGUGUGGAUUCAGAGUCAUUUCUUACGACAGCGAGCAUGGUGUCUGUAUUACCUGAAAACCUUAGUUCCCCAUGCAUCCAUUAUUUCACAGGCACCCCGGAUCCAUCAAGGUCCAUAUUUAAACCUUUUAUCUUUGUUGAUGAAGUGAAAUUAGUACCAAAAGUUCAGUCACCCAUUUUUGGUAGUGAUGAUCCUGUGAAAAAAAUUCCCCAAUUCCAGGACAAACCGGACCGUAGGCAUGAGCUCUACAAGGCACAUGAGUGGGCCCGGCAUGUCAUGGAGAGCGAUGCGGAAAAAGGUGAGAAACUGAGAAGAACCAUGUUAGACCUUGAAAAACAAGGCUUGGAAGCCAUGGAGAGCAUCAUUAGCAGCUCAAAAGUUCUCGAUCCUUCUGAAGUGGAGGACCUUUUCUAUGACUGUGUUGAUACAGAAAUUAAGUUCUUUAAGUGAAUGACCAUAGAUACUGUUAGCCUGGGCAUAAGAAGACCAUAAAGAUCUUCAGGUCUUGAAAAAUUAUCCUGCCAUAUUGCUGAAUUUUGGAGGACAUUGCCAUCUCUCUAAAGAUAAUCCUCUGUAGUC